This is a messenger RNA of Leishmania braziliensis MHOM/BR/75/M2904, 1185 nucleotides long. RefSeq lists its product as hypothetical. NCBI's taxonomy places the organism in Eukaryota, Euglenozoa, Kinetoplastea, Trypanosomatida, Trypanosomatidae. The coding region runs from base 1 to 1185 and encodes 394 amino acids. The record is from RefSeq and is a predicted model, not a curated record. The transcript has a single exon.
AUGGCGACAGAGGAUGAAUUGAGGGAGCUUCUCCCGAAGCUGCGCUUCAACAAGGAGUUCAAGAAGAAGCAAAAGUACAAGUACAAGAAACGUGUGGAGGCGCGCGAGAAGGAGCGCGUGAUAGUCAACGGCAAGAAGCGCUCCGCUAGCAAGGAGAUCGAGGCCGCCAAACAUGGCGCAAAGGCGAAGUCCACAACAGCCAGGAAGUCCGAUGGUGUAGCAGCGGCGGCCGCGAGUGCGAAAGGGAAGCCGAAAACGCGUGUGCCAAAGCUGAAGGUGGCCAAUGUGGAGACUGGUAAGGAGACGCUGAAGAAGAAGAAGGCGCGAGACCUUGUGCGGGAAACACGAAAAAAAAAGAAGACUUCCGCCAAGAAGGAGCCCAAGUCAGCCUCCAAGUCUACCCGUGCUAGUGUGGCCCCCGCCGCAGUCGUCUCGAGCGAGUCUUCCGAAGCAGAGCAAAGAAGGACAAGGGUGACGAAGGACGAGCUGCCUGCGACUGCUGCUCUGGCAGUGUUGUCUGUGGAGCCGAAGCCGGCGAUGACGCAGGCAGAGCGCGACCGGGAGCUGCUUGCUCGGGCAAUUCGCGGCGAUGAUCUGUUUGACAGCGACGCAGCCGCGGGUGUCGCUGAUGGUGCGGCGUUCGUUCGCCAAGACCCAUCGCUCUAUCCGGAUCACGCUUUUCUUGACGAUUACGCGGAGAAGAAACACGCCGAGGCUGUCUCGGCCGACGAAUUACUCAAGAACGCGCACAAUUUUUUUAAGAACCUCGGCAAUCGAGAACGUGCCCUUAACAAGGUUGCAAAGGAGCACAUUAAGCACCUCCGGGCAGUCAACCGCCGCGGCGGCGACAAACAAGGAUUUCGUUAUGUAGUGCCCAAGAGCGUGAAGCAGGUGGUACGAGAGCUACUCUCGGCGCAGAAGGCGCGUGACGGCGAAGAGGACCCCGAGGCAGUUAUCGACCCAGGCCAACUUGUGUCGACGUUCGGCGGCGACGGGGUGGCGGAGACUUCUGACAAGCCUGUGCGCCGCAACCGUCGCCGACGCUCACGCACUUACUCGGACUUUUACCAGUUUCAGGUGAGUAGGCGAUGGACUCGUAACGCGGAGAACUUCCUUAAGCGUAGCCGACCCAACAAGGCGCUCUUCGAGGCUAAGAAGCACCAGCGCUCCAUAAAGAAUUUUUGA